Messenger RNA from Helianthus annuus (common sunflower), 1808 nucleotides. RefSeq names its product citrate synthase, mitochondrial. Gene Ontology annotation, biological process: citrate metabolic process; carbohydrate metabolic process; tricarboxylic acid cycle. The transcript is spliced from 20 exons. Gene Ontology annotation, cellular component: mitochondrial matrix. Bases 169 to 1584 code for a protein of 471 amino acids. Lineage: Eukaryota; Viridiplantae; Streptophyta; Magnoliopsida; Asterales; Asteraceae. The record is from RefSeq and is a predicted model, not a curated record.
GAUAGGGAUUGACAAUUCUACCCUGACGGCUUAAGCUUUUCCAUUUCACGCUUGUUUUUAUUCGUUUACAUAUUCAAGUUCAACAACGCAUCACCAUUCCAUCUCUCCUUCUUUCCAGUAUUCUCCUCUCAUUUUCUUUCCGAAUCAAGUUUGUUUUGAUUAUCAGCGAUGGUGUUUUAUCGGAGCGUUUCGCUUCUUUCGAAGCUAAGAAAUCGUGUUGUUCAACAGCCUAGUUUGAGUAAUUCGGUUAGGUGGCUGCAAAUCCAGACCUCUUCUGACCUUGACCUUCAUUCUCAGCUUAAGGAAUUGAUUCCAGAACAGCAGGAGCGCCUAAAAAAGAUCAAAUCAGAAUAUGGAAAAGUUCAGCUGGGUAACAUUACUGUUGAUAUGGUACUUGGUGGUAUGAGAGGAAUGACAGGUCUACUUUGGGAAACAUCCUUGCUUGACCCAGAUGAGGGAAUUCGCUUCCGGGGUCUAUCUAUCCCUGAAUGUCAGAAGGUAUUACCAGCAGCAAAGCCUGGUGGUGAGCCAUUGCCUGAGGGUCUUCUUUGGCUUCUUUUGACCGGAAAGGUACCAAAUAAAGAACAAGUGGAUGCUUUAUCCAAGGAACUGCGCAGCCGUGCCACUAUCCCAGAUCAUGUGUACAAAGCCAUCGAUGCUCUACCUGUUACAGCUCAUCCAAUGACUCAGUUUACAACUGGUGUUAUGGCUCUUCAGGUACAAAGUGAGUUUUCAAAAGCCUAUGAGAAAGGGAUCCAUAAAUCCAAAUACUGGGAGCCGACAUAUGAGGACUCACUUUCAUUGAUUGCUCAAGUGCCAGCUGUAGCUGCGUAUGUCUACCGCAGGAUGUACAAAAAUGGAGAAAGGAUACCCAUGGAUGACUCACUAGAUUACGGUGGAAAUUUUGCACACAUGCUUGGAUUCGAUGGUCCUGAAAUGCAAGAACUUAUGAGGCUCUAUGUCACCAUCCAUAGUGACCAUGAAGGUGGAAACGUUAGCGCUCAUACUGGUCAUCUUGUUGCCAGUGCCCUCUCGGACCCGUAUCUCUCGUUUGCUGCAGCUUUAAACGGUUUAGCCGGACCCCUUCAUGGUCUUGCUAACCAGGAAGUUCUGCUAUGGAUAAAGUCGGUGGUAGAUGAAUGUGGAGAGAACAUAACCAAGGACCAACUGAAGGAUUAUGUCUGGAAAACCUUAAACAGUGGCAAAGUUGUUCCUGGAUUUGGGCAUGGUGUUUUGCGAAAAACAGACCCCAGAUAUAUGUGCCAACGAGAAUUUGCAUUGAAACAUUUGCCAAACGAUCCUCUGUUCCAGCUGGUUUCAAAACUUUAUGAUGUGGUGCCUCCAAUCCUAACAGAGCUUGGAAAGGUGAAAAACCCUUGGCCAAAUGUUGACGCUCAUAGUGGUGUGUUGCUAAACUACUAUGGUUUAACUGAAGCAAGAUAUUACACUGUUCUCUUUGGCGUAUCGAGGGCAAUUGGAAUCUGUUCUCAGCUCAUAUGGGAUCGAGCUCUCGGGUUGCCAUUGGAGAGGCCGAAAAGUGUUACAAUGGAAUGGCUUGAAAACCACUGCAAGAAGUCUGCAUAACACUAUAAACCAAAAAAGAUCUUAAUUUUCAAUUUUUUUGGAAAAAAAUUAAAUAAUAAUUUGCUUGUAGAUACGCGGUGGUCGUAUGAAAAAGCAGAGGUGUUAGAACUCUGGCGAGUUUCUGUAUUUGACUAUUGAUUCUUUUACGUAGCCGGCAUCGUGUUUAUAUUGCUUGUGUGAUUGAAUGAUCAACCGUUUUAUUUUGAAUUGUACCAUUUUGGCGA